Messenger RNA from Thalassophryne amazonica, 2471 nucleotides. It is a transcript of the gene syt7b, whose product is annotated as synaptotagmin VIIb. The coding region runs from base 266 to 2284 and encodes 672 amino acids. Gene Ontology annotation, molecular function: phosphatidylserine binding; calcium ion binding; calcium-dependent phospholipid binding. The transcript is spliced from 13 exons. The record is from RefSeq and is a predicted model, not a curated record. Gene Ontology annotation, cellular component: synaptic vesicle; membrane; axon. Lineage: Eukaryota; Metazoa; Chordata; Actinopteri; Batrachoidiformes; Batrachoididae. Gene Ontology annotation, biological process: vesicle fusion; regulation of calcium ion-dependent exocytosis; regulation of dopamine secretion.
AGAGAGAGAGACAGCGAGAGAGAGAGAACAUCCAUACAGUCUCCCAACAUCACCUCCACCACCUGCUCCAGCGCAGCCAGAGGAGGAGGACGCACAAGUGCAGGCGCGUCCAUGCGUGUCACCCGCACGAGACAAUAAAGCGGGCAAAAGAGCGCGCAUCCACAUUUGGAAUAAGAGUUGACCUUAAGAACUCUUUGGGGUUUGUGCAGAAGCGCCGUUGCCAGAAGACCCAGACGGCCUGAAUGAGCGCGCGCCACGAACAGUCAUGCAUCUGAACAGAGAAGAAGACAACAGCAAAGGCUCACUGUCUCUCAGUGUGUUCCUGGUGUCUGUUGCAUUCAUCGUGUGUGCCGUUUGGCUAAUAGCUCUGUGUGGCAUCUGUACCUGGUGUCGGCGUAAACUGGGGAAGAGGAAUAAGCCUGGGGUGGAAGCUGCCAGCUCUCCAGAAUCUGUGAGAGGUCGAGGGGAAAAUAAAGCCAUCAAUGAUCUAGACAGAGACUUUUGGAAUAACAAUGACAGCAGCAAUGUGCAACAGCGAUGGAGCUCUUACCCGCCGAAGGAGUUCCUCUUAAACAUGUCUCCCUACGCUCCAUAUGGAGACCCUCGCCUCACGCCCAAUGGUGCCGUGGAUAAGGGUGGGCAGGGCGGUGCUGGACCCUCACCAGGGGCCAAUGAGACCGUGGUUGGUGCUGCCUCUGGGACUGGGGAAGGACCCAGUCGCAGUGACAGUGUACGAAGCAUGCUGACAGGGGGCAGCAAGGCUGGACGGUGGCACACAGUCCAGAGCCACUUGCGUGCUGGAGGCCUGCGGUCUUGCAAUUUUGGGAACGCUUCUCUGUCUUCGGCUUCCACCCUGGAGCACAUCCCAUCCUCGGCUGUGGCACGCCCUCGGCCCCUGGUCCGACAACAGAGCCUCCAACAGCCCCUCACUCACCAGCCCCCACCGGGUCCUAACGAUCCCCCAGUCACUUCACAGAGCCUGGGCCAACUGCACACAGGCCCAGGCGGCGGGGGCCACCGUGGGGGCCCGCGAGGGGUCCGGGGGAGUUCGGCUGGAGCCUCCAGGUACAGAGGGGCGGGGACAGGCCAAUCAAGAUCAAAUCCAGGUAGCUGGGACCACAUGAUGGAACAGAUCCGGCACAGAGGUCUGGAUGUCAAGUCUUUCCUUGAAGGGAAGAUGGUUGUUUUAUCUCUGGCAAUUGGACUGGCUGAACAGGAUGACUUUGCCGACCUCCCAGAUCUGCAGGAAGCACCAGCAUGUAAAGAAAAUGAAACCACGCCAGAAAAAAGGACCCCGGGUAACAAGCCAGGCAGUGGCUCCAGAGGUCAGACCCGAGAUGAGGCCGGACACCGCCAUGGGUCGAGCUACAACGCCAGCUCCUCUGUUUCUGACUUGGCAAACUCAGUCACCAGUGACAUGCUCAUGCUGUCUCCAGGUUCAGAGGAAGAGGAACCUGAGGGUCACGUAUGUGAAAAGUUGGGCCGGAUACAAUUCAGCGUGGGAUACAGUUUCCAGGACUCCACCCUCACUGUCAAAAUUCUCAAGGGCCAAGAUUUGCCUGCUAAGGACUUUUCUGGCACCUCGGAUCCAUUUGUCAAAAUCUACCUGCUGCCAGACAAGAAACACAAGUUGGAGACUAAAGUCAAAAGGAAGAAUCUGAAUCCCCACUGGAAUGAGACCUUCCUGUUUGAAGGUUUCCCAUAUGAGAAGGUGGUCCAGAGAACUCUUUACCUGCAGGUUCUCGACUAUGACCGCUUCAGCCGGAAUGACCCCAUAGGAGAGGUGUCCAUCCCUCUCAACAAACUGGACCUGGCCAACAUGCAGACUUUCUGGAAGGAGCUGAAACCAUGUAGCGAUGGCAGUGGAAGUCGAGGGGAUCUGCUGGUGUCUCUGUGCUACAACCCCACAGCCAACACCAUCACUGUGAGCAUCAUCAAAGCACGCAAUCUCAAAGCCAUGGACAUUGGAGGCACCUCAGACCCAUAUGUGAAGGUGUGGUUAAUGCACAAGGAUAAGCGUGUGGAGAAGAAGAAGACAGUCGUUAUGAAGCGCUGCCUGAACCCAGUUUUCAAUGAGUCCUUCCCGUUUGAUGUGCCCGCCCAUGUGCUGAGGGAGACAACCAUAAUAAUUACAGUCAUGGACAAGGACAGGCUCAGUCGCAAUGAUGUCAUUGGAAAGAUUUAUCUGUCAUGGAAAAGUGGUCCUGCAGAGGUAAAACACUGGAAAGAUAUGAUGGGUCAUCCUCGUACUGCCGUGGCCCAGUGGCAUGCUCUCAAGGCUUGAGAGACCCAGCGACCAACCUGCCUACUCUUCCCAGCAUUCAGCAUCAGCUCCUACCCUCAGCCCACAUCUCCUACUCCUAACGGGCUGCAGACAAUCUGUAUCAUGUCCUCGUUCUCAGGCCUCUUUGAUCAUCCAUGGCACUCUGGUCAAGUUCCAAGUUCCCACCUGAGUCCUCUCACCCUUCUGU